AUGUCACAAAUUGCUGGUCGCAAAGAGGCUGGCUGUGAAGACACGAAAAUUGACGUCAAAAGACCCAAGCUCGAAAGGCCUGAUGCAGAGCCCAUGUUCCUGCGCCCUCCAUUUCGUCAAACACCUGGCCCUGUCACAGCUUCCCAGAAUUACAUACGAAACCUAAUUCUGGAGCGUUGGGAGGCAGAAGUGAAGGCCUGCGAGCAAGCAAAAAAACUGCAACUGUUAGAAAUAGCACCAGGCCCAGCUAUUAGUAUCUUACAAGCGAGCAUACGAAGGCUCGUCAUUGAGCGCUGGGAUGUGGAGGUGAAACGGUGCGAGGAAGCCAAACGGGCGCAGCUUUUAGAGACGAGGAAGAUUGUAAUGGAGGUUGUGUGUUGGGAACUAGGCAAGAUAUGGAAUGGCAGGAUCUUUGCCUAUCUUACUGUAGACGGAAUGGCGGGCAGGAUCUUUGCCUAUCUUACUGUAGACGGAAUGGCAGGGCAAGAUACGGAAUGGCAGGACGGAAUGACCAGGGUAAGCACACCUCAUGGAUCAUCCUCAAAAAAAAAACCCGUACCUGGUUGCGACUUGGCGCAUGGAUUGAGUCUAAAUGAGGCCGUAACUUUGGCAUACCGAUUGAGUCUAAACAAGGCUGUAAUCCGUAGGAUAAGCACACCCCUCCCAAUCAACAAACCCAGCCACGCACCUCAUGGAUCGUCCUCCCAAUCAACAAAACCAGCCAAGACUUGCCGUACUUUCCAACUCAUUAAGGGUUGUGUGGUGUGGUGUGGUGUGGUGCUCGGAUCUAGUUGUGGCGCAGCGCCCGGUAACUGCGCCCAGUUUAAGUCUAGACCAGGCCAUUGA
Suillus discolor is the source of this 846-nucleotide messenger RNA. RefSeq lists its product as uncharacterized. The record is from RefSeq and is a predicted model, not a curated record. Bases 1 to 846 code for a protein of 281 amino acids. NCBI's taxonomy places the organism in Eukaryota, Fungi, Basidiomycota, Agaricomycetes, Boletales, Suillaceae. The transcript is spliced from 8 exons.